AUGUUCUUGCAGAGUUUUCCUGACCAAGAUGUACUGGGCCAGGCUUUCGAAGAUGCGCUAGAAGUACUGCAGCAGCACUCUGACAGAGAAAUGCAGUAUUCACCAGGUUACAAAAACUGCCUGACUGUGAUCAACCAUCACCACCACCUCCGAGCCAGUCCCAGCUACUCUGCAGCACCAUCUACAGAGGACCCAGGGUACAGCUGGAGAAAUGUGAUUAACAGUGCAGCGGAUUUUUAUGCAGACGAGACCGUCUACCAUACGCUACCGAAUACUCCAGAAAGCCAGGUGAUGCAUGCUGCUUCUGGCCAGCCAAAAACAGGGAAAGGUAGAAAAAAACUUCGCCUGUUUGAGUACCUCCAUGAGUCUCUGUAUGAUCCAGCUAUGGCAAACUGCAUCCAAUGGGUGGAUAAGCCCAAUGGUGUCUUCCAGUUUGUCUCCAAAAACAAGGAGAAACUUGCAGAGCUGUGGGGAGAAAGAAAAGGAAACCGCAAGAUCAUGACAUAUCAGAAAAUGGCCAGAGCGCUGAGGAAUUAUGGAAGAACAGGUGAAAUCAUUAAAAUUCGAAGGAAGCUGACAUACCAAUUCAGUGCUGUUGUUUUACAGAGACUUGCUCCAUCUUACUUCUUGGGAAAAGAAACAGUUUAUCAUCCAUACAUUCAGUCUAAUCAAGAAUAUCAGUGUGCAGAUGACUGGAUCAGUUACAAUAAUUACAUGUAUAACAACGGUUAUGCAUUAUAG
Egretta garzetta (little egret) is the source of this 741-nucleotide messenger RNA. It is a transcript of the gene SPIC, whose product is annotated as Spi-C transcription factor. NCBI's taxonomy places the organism in Eukaryota, Metazoa, Chordata, Aves, Pelecaniformes, Ardeidae. Bases 1 to 741 code for a protein of 246 amino acids. Gene Ontology annotation, cellular component: nucleus. The transcript has 4 exons. Gene Ontology annotation, molecular function: DNA-binding transcription factor activity, RNA polymerase II-specific; sequence-specific DNA binding. Gene Ontology annotation, biological process: cell differentiation; regulation of transcription by RNA polymerase II. The record is from RefSeq and is a predicted model, not a curated record.